AGCAUUUGGUUGUAGGGGACAAUUCCUGCAGUGUUCUUAUUGGUCUGUUGUUCUUGUAUCACACAUUUUAUUGCUGGUUGUCCAUUUAAUUAGGUGUAUUCACGAUCUACACUAAAAACUAUAGUAGAAUAGUAGACUCUCCCUCCCUAUUUAAUACUCAACUCCUCUUUGAAUAUGUAAAACUGUACAACACACAAGAAACGCCUCAACAAUAGUGUAUAGUUGUGAGAAGUAAAGAUGAGUAGUGUGCAUGCAGUGGUAUUUAUGUAUCCAUUACAGGGACACAUCAUUCCAACUUAUAAGCUGGCCACCAAUCUGGCAGCCAAGGGUGUUCUUGUGACAGUGGUGUGCACCCAUGGAUGCCAUGCCCGCAUCAUCAAAGCCAACAAUGGCCGCGACCCUUUCGCCCACAGUUUGGAUUCUAACAUCCGAUCGGCACUUGUAUCCGACGGAUUGCCUCAAGGAUUCGACAGAUCUCUCAAUCACGAUGAUUUCAACAAUGCUGUCUUAAAUAAGAUGGAGUCCCACGUAGAGGAAUUGAUGGAGGAUCUGCAGCGAAAAGGCCCUCCAAUCUCCUGCAUCAUCACCGACACCUUUUUCGUUUGGCCAGACCGCAUAGCCAAGAAAUUUGGAGUCCCAUACGUUUCUUUCUGGACGGAGUCGGUCAUGGUGUUCGCCAUAUAUUAUCACUUGGACCUCCUCGUCAAAAAUGGCCAUUACCCAUUUACAGGAAACGAGAGCGAGCUGAUAAACUACAUUCCUGGAGCUCCAACUUUGAAAUUAACAGAUCUUCCUUCUUAUCUGCAAGAGCGGGAUCUAUCAACAGUGGAGCACGGAGUUAUAUACCAAGCCUUUCAGUCUGUCCGCAAAGCAGAUUGGAUUAUUUCCAACACAGUGGAGGAGCUGGAGAGCCGAACAAUCCAAGAGCUUCAAGUGCAGUCGGGAAUCCCUUUUGGCUCAGUGGGUCCCUUGUUUCAACACCAUCAUUCCAAGGGCGAGGUGGGAACAAGCAUGUGGGUUGAAUCGGACUGUAGGAGCUGGCUCGACAGCAAGCCCAAGAAUUCUGUUCUCUAUGUCUCUUUUGGAAGCUACGCCCAUGUUUCCAAAGCUCAAGUACAGGAAAUGGCAAUGGGUUUGCUGCACAGCAAGCGGCCUUUCCUUUGGGUGCUCCGUCCUGAUAUAGUUUCCUCUGACGUGCAAGACAUACUGCCAGAAGGGUUUAUGGAAGACAGCAAAGAACAGGGUUUGGUUGUUGAGUGGGUGUCUCAGCUUGAUGUUUUGUCCCAUUCUUCUGUGGGUGGGUUUCUCACUCACUGCGGUUGGAAUUCCAUCGUGGAGAGCCUCUGGUUGGGAGUUGCCAUGCUCGCAUUUCCUCUGCUGACAGAUCAGUAUACCAACUGCAGGCUCAUUGUCGAUGAAUGGGGAGUGGCCAUGAAUCUGGGUCAAGUUUCAAGAAGUUGUAAUAGGAUGAGAUCCACGCUGGUGAGUCGCCAGGAGAUUGCAGUGACCAUAGCAGAAUUUAUGGAAAUAGAUGGACAAGAGGGGAAAAGGCCUAGGAGUAAUGUUGGGUGUGUUAGGGAAAUUAUGAAGAAAGCAGUGAUGAAUGGAGGCUCGUCUCAAAACAAUUUGGAAGGCUUCGUAGAGUAUUUGAAAGGGAGAGAGCAGAGCCCCUCUCCUCCACAGCUUGAGUCUCACAUAUGAAGGCUAUGAUAGUGGUUCAGAUGGGUGAAGGUUCAGAGAGGAAGAUCUAAUAGGUAUACAUUUAAAGAAGGUUAGGUUUAUUAUAUUUAUAUUUAAUAAUAGUAUUUAGAGUUAUUUAAAUUAGUUAAUAUUUAAAUAAAGAAUAUUAUAUAGGUGAGGUUUAAGGCUGAUGUGUUUUGAUUAUUGGUGAAGGAUAAUUUUUGUAUCUUUAUUUUUUAUUUAGCAAAAUUAAGAUUGAUCUGUUUCAAAUAUUGGAUAAAAGAUAUUCUUUAUAUUUCUCCUUCUAGGUAACAACUAAAUCACAUAAUUUUUAUGUGAUUUUUAAUUUCUA
This is a messenger RNA of Cryptomeria japonica (Japanese cedar), 2032 nucleotides long. RefSeq names its product UDP-glycosyltransferase 86A2. The transcript is spliced from 2 exons. The record is from RefSeq and is a predicted model, not a curated record. Gene Ontology annotation, molecular function: UDP-glycosyltransferase activity. Bases 238 to 1701 code for a protein of 487 amino acids. NCBI's taxonomy places the organism in Eukaryota, Viridiplantae, Streptophyta, Pinopsida, Cupressales, Cupressaceae.